GUGAAUUGUGUGAGAAUGAAGCGGGAUGCAGCGAGAAAUGGUGUGCGGAGCGAUGUUAUAAUAAUGCAACAUGUGAUAAAGUUAAGAUCGAUGUUCGUCGAUCGAUGGAUAUCGAUAUCUGGUUGAAGGCGUUUGAUUCGGAUGGAUUGGUAUUCUAUUGGGCCAAAUUGAAGGAAACGGGAAACGUUAAUCGAAUUCAAGAGCACCAGCUACAUUAUCAAACCACCGUUUUCAUUCGAUUCGUUUCACAAGAAAUCUCCGAAAUGGUACAAUUCAAGUGGACUAUUCUCCAUUCAUUAGUCAUCAAAUAUCUUUGCAAUGUUCUGGACAAUUUUCACAUUCAAGUUCUUUAUUCACGAACUUAUAGCAACUGCGCACUCAAAUCAUAUUUCAACUGUAUUAAUUAUUACAAAACUAUUAUCAAUAAUAAAUUAAUUAAAUUUAAGCCAAAAAACAAUCAUUUGGAUGUAUUCGGUGAGGACAUCUAUAUUGGUGGAGUGCCCAAUGAUCAUUUGAUACCACCCGUCAUACCCGAAAUGCGUAAACGUUUCAAGGGUGUCAUUCAACGAAUUUCAAUUAAUGGACAGAUCUUCAAUAAUCUCUUCAAGGUUAUUAUUCAUUAUGUUGAAUAUAUUUUUGAUUAUUACAAUAGAUAUAUUAUUUAUUAUACUAAUCAAACUAUAUAA
Molecule: messenger RNA, 686 nt
Organism: Anisakis simplex (herring worm)
Lineage: Eukaryota; Metazoa; Nematoda; Chromadorea; Rhabditida; Anisakidae
Source: the annotation of a GenBank genome assembly